Molecule: messenger RNA, 309 nt
Organism: Penicillium taxi
Lineage: Eukaryota; Fungi; Ascomycota; Eurotiomycetes; Eurotiales; Aspergillaceae
Exons: 1
Coding region: 1-309 (102 amino acids)
Source: RefSeq, a predicted model, not a curated record
AUGAGCCGAGAAGAUGAUUCACAAGACAAGAGGUACGCAUAUUAUCAGCGCCUCCUGCAAACCGGACUAGCCCCUCAAGACGCACGGGGGGUCUACCAGCACAUAAUUCGAGUCUCCGAAACUGACGGCUACCGAAAAUUGCAAGACUUGCUUCGCAGGGCUCUUUUCAAAGAGACGAAGAAUCCGCUCUUCCAGCCAGUGCUGCAUUUGGUCCAGGCAAUCUAUGGAUUUUCUGGACUUUCCGAGUCUGACAAGAGCAGGUUGGCUGAAGAAUUCUGCAGUAUUCUAGGGACUCGACGUGGUUUUUGA